AUGAUUCUCUCUCUCUCUCUCUCUCUCUCUCUCUCUCUCUCUCUCUCUCUCUGUCUCUCUCCUUUUGUCUCUCUCUUCCCUUCAAGAAGUCCUCCACUGGCCGGCGUCGCGCGCGCCCUUGGCCACGUCGGCGGCGCCCUUCUCGAGGCCCGUGCUGACGUUGGCGACGCCGUCGCCGAGGGGCCGGCCCGCGCCGCCCGUGGCGCCGCUGACCGUCUCGCCGAGCCCGCGGCCGGCGGCGCCGACGACGCCGCCGACCGUGUUGGCGAGGCCCGAGGCCGUGUUGCCGAGGGUCGAGGUGGCGAGCUUGGCGGCGGCGGUGAGGCCUGA
Messenger RNA from Thyridium curvatum, 330 nucleotides. RefSeq lists its product as uncharacterized. The record is from RefSeq and is a predicted model, not a curated record. The transcript has a single exon. Bases 1 to 330 code for a protein of 109 amino acids. NCBI's taxonomy places the organism in Eukaryota, Fungi, Ascomycota, Sordariomycetes, Thyridiales, Thyridiaceae.